AUGUCUCCUAGUCUAUACCUAGCUCUUGUGCCUGUAAACAAAUGUGUCAUUGCCCGUGAAAUUCUCUCCCACGGUCCACCACGGAGAAGUCUAAGAAAUGGAAACGCCAGGUUGCAAACGGAACAGCUCAACAAAACUGGUGGUGGCCCUGCACCCCCUCCCCUAGACACUAUUGAUGAGAUAGUGGAGGAUGUCUUGGGUGAGGGUAACAAGAUUGAUGACAUCAUUCUGCACAAGGUUAAACACAUUGAAGAGGAACGUGCUGAGGGAGAAAGCCACCUUCUGGAAGAGCCUCAGACCACUCUGUCAACUCCCACACAUGAAGAUGUAGAGGCAGCAGAAGUGCCUCUCCAUACAGUCUCUGACAUCUAUGCCCAUGUCCAGGAGGUAGCAACUGCUCCAGCAGUAGCAGCAGUGUUAGAAGAGCUGGCAGCAGCUGCACGGGCUGCUAAGUUAGCUGCAGAGGAGGUCUCAUCAUGUGCAUGGGCCGUGGGAGGAGCUGUACGGGCACAAGAAGAAUUUGCAAGAGAAGCGGCAAAAGCUGAAAGGGAAAAGGCAGAAGCUGCAAGGGAAGAGGCAAAAGCUGCAAGGGAAAAUGCAGAAGCUGCAAGGGAAAAGGCAGAAGCUGCAAGGGAAGAGGUAAAAGCUGCAAAGGAAAAUGCAGAAGCUGCAAGGGAAAAGGCAGAAGCUAGCAGACUAAAACAAUUAUACCUGAAAAUAAAAAUUGAAAAUGCUAAGAGAUACAAACAAUGAAAAAGUGAAAUAAAUGUAAAAAAAAG
Molecule: messenger RNA, 779 nt
Organism: Portunus trituberculatus (swimming crab)
Lineage: Eukaryota; Metazoa; Arthropoda; Malacostraca; Decapoda; Portunidae
Product: caldesmon-like
Exons: 4
Coding region: 1-753 (250 amino acids)
Source: RefSeq, a predicted model, not a curated record